CAGUGACGGGGCCGCCCGGCCGCUCGCCGGCUGCCGCGCAUGCGCAGAGGGAGCCCUGCCGCCUUCCGCUCCGCCUGUCACCUCACGGUCGGUGCCGCCGCACUCGGGAGCGGCAGCGGCAGCACCGGCACCGGGGCCGCCCUUUCCCCUUCCCCUCCACUUCCCGGCCGGGCGGCGGGUGCCACUCGGCAGCCGUGCCCGCGCCCCCAUGGAGGAGCCGCUGGCCCUGCACCCUGUGAAGCUCUAUGUCUACGACCUGUCCAAGGGCAUGGCCCGGCGCCUCAGCCCCCUCAUGCUGGGGAAACAGCUGGAUGGCAUCUGGCACACCUCUAUAAUAGUCCAUAAGGAUGAGUUCUUCUAUGGCAGUAGAGGAAUCUCCAGCUGUGCACCUGGAGAGACACUUCUUGGCCCCCCAGACUCAGUUGUUGACCUGGGGAACACUGAAGUCACAGAAGAAAUUUUUCUGGAAUACCUUUCCUCUUUGGGGGAAUCUAUGUUCCGAAGAGAGUCUUAUAACGUCUUUGAACGUAACUGCAACACCUUCAGUAAUGAAGUGUCACAGUUCCUGACGGGAAGAAAAAUCCCUUCCUACAUCACUGACCUUCCAGCUGAAAUUCUUGCCACACCUUUUGGACAAGCUUUAAGGCCCUUCCUGGACUCCAUCCAGAUCCAGCCACCCGGAGGAAAUACCUUCAGCAGACAUAAUGGACAGAGCUAACAGGAGUGACCCAGUGUGCCCAGCCUUACCAGGCCUCUUCCUUUUUAAACAUGAAUCUUACAGAUUUCUAUUUUAUAAUUUCCCAUCAGAAUUAACUCUACAGAAGUUACAAGACAAGUUUUGAAAUUUUCUAGGGAGAGGAUUUAUCAGGGUGCAUGUAAGACAAUGCUACCAAAAAGAUUGCCAUAAUUUCUAAUAGUAGUAUACUAAUUUAUAAAGGCUGUCUUGUCUGAGUAGGCUGACACUUUCUAAGUAACUCCCGUGCUGGUAAGUGGGAAUUGAUUCCGUGAGUAUUCAAGAGCCCAUUACACAACUUGGAAUAAAUAAGGGGAUGUUCUAGCCAUCCCUUGCAGGCUUGUAUCUCUUUCUCCUGUUACUGCCUAGAUUAUGGAGGUAUUUGCUGAAGUCUGUAGCAAAAAGACAAAGAGAGUAUUGGUAGCCUAAGAAGUGAAGGUGUCCCAGGAUUAGUCUUCUGCAUAUUUCAUUGACGUUAUGUUAUUUGCUCAGGGGAAAAGCUGAACGUACCUAAUGUGAAUAUUUGCAGUGGCACAGCUGUGUAGGAAAGGUGACCAAGCUGGACUGUGUGUCAGUGUCACACUCAGAAGUUGAAACUAUCAAUGGGGUUAGCUGUGUGUGGGAGGGAGGCUGGAACUGAAGGUUACCAAGAGCCUCGUAAUGCUAGAUCCAAGAGUUAUCAGAAAGAACCAGCUGAAAGAACAGAAUCUCAGCAGCAGAAGGGGUGGGAACAAAUUUCAGGUGAAUGUAAAAUGAAGUGAAACGUUUCCUUUUCUCACAUGUAAGCUUAUCAGCAGAUAGACGGAACCUUGUAAACCAUGCAUAAACCUUUGCAUAAGAGCUGGGGGGUUUUCUUACCGACCCAGAGUUACAGUAGUACAGUAAGGCAGGAGUAGCAUGGCAACUGCACAUAAUACAAGGUGGACCAAUUCUGCCUUCAGUAUCUAAUUGCAGACACAGUAGGAGUUCCAAAUUUCUUUGAUGCUGCUGGCUUUUCCAAAGCAGUCAAGCAUGUCACAGAGAGGGCUCUGCUUAAGUGUAAAAAAAAAAAAAAAAAUAUAGGUGGUAGGUCUCCUCAGAUGAAAAGAAAAUGAGGAAGAGUAAAAUUAAACUUUUCUAUGGAACAACUGAGGUGAUUGGUAUGCAUGCAGAAGCAGUCCUGUCCUUAGAUUGACAUUAGAUUAUAUCAAUACUGCAUCUUCUUGUUUAAGAUUCUUACAGCUUUGCAAUUAUUUGCAGUGGCAAAAGAUCAGGGGAAUGAAAGAAUAGGCACACUGAUUUCUUUUCAUGCAUGUAUGUACACUAUUUUCCUGAACAACUUUGUAGCAGUUACAUUUAGGAAGGAACACAAGAAAGAUACCGGACAAACCCCAAAACAUUGCUGAUGCUCCAUAAAGGGGGAUUGCAUGUCCCAGCUGCUGCUGAAGAAGCAUCUAUGCUAACGUAUAGUUUUUUGUCCAUUGCUCUGUUGGGAAAAGCAUUGCUGCAAGUUCAGUCCUGCAUCUCAAAUGCUGUUACUCAGUGGGGACUAUAAUGGUUCAUAUUUUUGAGGGGAUGGAAUGGAGGAAAACUGCAGUUUAGUCAUUCUGUCAAAUACUUUGUUGCCUUGAUCCUUGUGGAGUCACUACACAAGUGGAAAUAGUCCAUUUUGCAGUUCUGUGUGUACCUGCUCUCAGCAGUGGUUCAUGAAGCCCAGAUUUUUUGUUUGUUUGUUUUUUCCUUGUUAUUCUUUGCUUGUGCCAUCAACUUCUUAAGCAUUUCAUCUGAUGGACUGGACUUGGAGACAACUGUAGUAGUUAGUGCAGAUCAGUUUAUAUAAAAUCUUUCCCCAUCAAAAUGUCCGGUUUGCAGAAAACAUUCUGUAAUAAAUUAUUUAUGAAUGCCUUUUGGUGCUUCUGGAGGAAGGAUUGGUGUUUGUUUUCUGCUAAGCCAUAGCUUACUUUUCCCAUUUAGUAUGUAUACCCUCUCCAGUCUUUUCCCAUACCUAUUCCGGGAAGAGUAACCCAUCUCUCAUCUCAGUACACACACGACUGCCACAAAAAUGCUGUAGCAUGUUAGAGAUCUUGGAGCUUCCACAGCUGAACAGGUAUACUCAAGCUGGUGAUAGAGUGCAGCCCAGUAUCUAGGUAUGCUAGUUUGGUACCUGCAACCAGCACAGCUCUGGUUGCUCGCCUUUCAGCAAACUGUCACUUGAGGCGCAGCUGCCCGCGGUGGAAGCACCGGUGCCACAGUUUCUGCCCUGCACUCUUGCACAAUGAGGAUAUCCCUCUAUGUCCACCACUUGAGAGGUCUUGAGCCUGGUUUCUGCUUGGCUGCCUACCUCAGGAUUUUUUACAUCCUCUCGGGAGUCAGGAAAGAAAAAGGAAGAUGUUCACCCCAUGCAUUUUGCAAUCUGUCUUUUCUCCUCCUGAGCAGCCCCUUUGCAGGGAUCAUGCUGCUUCUCUAAGGUCACUGGGUAAAAUUUCACUUGGCUAUAAACUGUUUGCAACAGCCAAGGAGUCCUAAGGGAUCUCCUGGGCUCAGGACCUACCCUGUGUUUUAUGGCAAAAGAACUGCAGGAGGGAAUCCAAUUUGCUUGGUCUUACUGGACAAUGAGACCCCUGUACCCUGUGGGCCUCUUAGGAAACCCAUUUUCUCCAAAGACGGUUAUGUACAAACUGCAGGACUGUGCCCCCAACAUUCCACCCAGCCAUACCUACUCACAGGAGCAUAAACUAGACUGAGAAGUGUAUGUAAGUGUAUAUAGGUGACAAACUUCAGCCGGCUGAUGGACAAAGGGGCAGAGGGAAACUGAACUCCUGAAAGGGAACGGAACCCUUUUGCCCACACUUACUAUUGUCUUGUAUUGCUGGGGUUUUCCCGUGCCAUUUUAAAAAUGUUAAUAAUGUCUUUAGGCAGAAAGUGAUGUUUUGAUUUAUUUGUGGUUUUUUUCUAUUACAAUAAAAAGAAAUACAGCCAGUUUUCCUGUUUGAAUGUAUGUGUCCACACAGCUGCCCAGCAAAUGCAGCUAACCAGGAAUAGUCAUCUUCACUCUGGUCCCAGCUGGAAAGGGCAAGAUGAGAAACCAUCCAAGCCGUUUUGCCGGGUACUGCGACUGGAAGUAGAAGUGGCCCCUGCCCUUUGCUAGAACUGGUCACAGGCAAUAUUUUCAAGUUUGGGAAACUUUUUCUCCUGCACCAUGGCAUCUUACCAAGGCCACACUCCCGAGGCUUGACGACACAGCUUGGGUGAGAUGAAUGAAGGCUGGACAGUAGGUAUUCUGUCAGCAUGGGUUUUGUGGAGCCCUUGCUCAUCUAAGGGUGCAAGAAUGAAAUGUCUAAUGUCUGCUGUUGAAGAAGAGGACAGACAGAGCUUAAACAUAGGAAAAGGCUCUAAGCUUUUUCUGAUUGUCUUGAUGCUACUACUUUCAAAAGGAAAAAAGCAGCUUUAAGAAGUAAACCUCAUGCCUGGGUUCCUCUGGAGCUACAGAGGGAAUAUUGCUGAGGAUUGUGAAGCACUGCCCAUUGUGCCUCUGCCAGUGAGCUGUUAGGGAGCGAGGGAAAUACCUGGCUCUGGGGAAGAAAUUAAUUCUGCUUGGUUCAGCCUUCUGAAUGCUUAUUGAUGGCAUACAAAUGAUAAACCACAGUUUGCUGUUCGUGUAACAGCCUGUAUCAGUGUGAUACAGAAGAGGUCCUGUAAUGGAAGGGAGCUUUAACGAAGAUUCAUGAUUGUGGUUAUUUUGGGCUGUGUUACUCAAAUGUGGUGCUGGUUUGCUACUGAGUACCAGUACUAGCACCACAUAAAAUAUCUGAGAACAUAUAAAAGGAAAACCUUGACCUUAAUGGCAGCCCUAGGCAGAGCAUAAGCCAGCGCUUACAGCCACUUACUUUCUCAACCUCAAAUAACACAUUUGCCCUUGCUUCUAGUAACAGAGAUUUUAUUCAUGAGGACAGCUGCUGCCUAUCCAAGCAGCAAUCAAGGGAAUGUAUCAAGAGUGGUUUAAGUGCAAACUAUUAAAUAACAGAAACAGCUGCAGCAGCCUUGUUCUCAGAGCUAACCCAGAUGAAGGAACAAGCACAGCUGCACGCUUCACCAAAAGUCAGGCUCAUACUCUUGGGGAACCAAGAUGCCACAGGUCCUCACUGGCUGAUACCAAAGGGCAAUCAAGGUGCUGGGAGAGGUAUUUUAACUUGAAUAGAGUUUCUGAAGCAGCAUGACAAAUAAGCUGGAGAAAACACAGCAGUAGUUCAAGUUUUGGAGAGCUUUCCUGGUCGCAUAAACUCGAUGGCACUGUAGGAGCGCGGAAACGUGAACGCUGACCUGUGUUUUAGCAGACUUCCCAGUUCUGGGAAGUGCCCCGAGGUGGCACUGCUGCCUUGCCACGCAGGGAUGCACCUGAGCCCAGGGAGAGCGGCUCCUGCUUUUGGGAUGUCCAAGAGUAAUAAUGCAACGGGCGAGGAGGAAUGUCUCACCCAGACGAGGCGGCUGCGGGUAGGAGCAGCCGGGGCUACGCCAAGAACCCAGUGCUGCUACAAAGCCCGGGCUGUAACAGGAGUGAGUUGGCAGGUUUUCCUAACACCACGCCUCUUCCACCCGGACGUGGGAAGUCUCAUCCUCGUAUCAUGUUGUGGUUUAUGAAAAAUAAAGGCUUGCGUUCCUGAA
This is a messenger RNA of Tyto alba (common barn owl), 5374 nucleotides long. RefSeq names its product desumoylating isopeptidase 1 (gene DESI1). Lineage: Eukaryota; Metazoa; Chordata; Aves; Strigiformes; Tytonidae. Gene Ontology annotation, biological process: protein modification by small protein removal. The record is from RefSeq and is a predicted model, not a curated record. Gene Ontology annotation, molecular function: peptidase activity. The transcript has 6 exons. Bases 209 to 718 code for a protein of 169 amino acids.